AUGGACUCAGAAGCUUCUCUUUCCCUCAGUGUGAAGACCCGCUCCUGCUGUCUUCACCGUGAGAUCCUGGACCAGCAGGAUGGUGUGGUGGAGGAUGAUGGUCUCACUGGUCUCCUGAGGUUGUCCACCAGCGUCCUGAAGCAUAAGCCCCAGUUUAAGUUCUCCCGUGAAGGGCAGGAGUUCCUGCGUGACGUCCAUAACCUGCUCUUCCUGCUGCCCUCUCUGUCCGACCGCUCCCAGCCCAAGUGCAAGAGCCACUCUGCCCGGGCCGCGGCCUACGACCUCCUGGUGGAGACUGUCCGAGGCUCCGGAGACAACUACCGUCUGCUGCACAACUGGGUCAUGGCCCAGCACCUGCAGACCUCCCACGCCCCGUACAAGUGGGACUACUGGCCUCAUGAUGAUGUCCGAGCAGAGUGCCGCUUCGUGGGGCUCACUAACCUGGGAGCCACCUGUUAUUUAGCCUCUACCAUCCAACAGCUGUACAUGAUCCCAGAGGCCAGGCAGGCUGUGUUCACUGCUAAGUUGGCCCUGGGACUUGGGGUCUCCACCGUGCCGUCCCAGUGUCGCUUGCACGGUGGGCUGAAGCACCCACGCUUCCACCAGAACGGACCUGGCACCAGCUUCCAGACCAGUCCCCGUAGUCUCCAGCUGCCUCAUCCGAGCUUGGCACCAGCAAAUACCACGAAGCCCUGCCAGAGUGAGAAGGAACAGCACAACCACAACACACUGGCCUCCCCUCUCCAGCAGCUUCCCUUCCCCAGGAUGCCACAAGCGUCGUGA
Molecule: messenger RNA, 783 nt
Organism: Knipowitschia caucasica
Lineage: Eukaryota; Metazoa; Chordata; Actinopteri; Gobiiformes; Gobiidae
Source: the annotation of a GenBank genome assembly